This is a messenger RNA of Ichthyophthirius multifiliis, 1599 nucleotides long. RefSeq lists its product as hypothetical. Gene Ontology annotation, biological process: SCF-dependent proteasomal ubiquitin-dependent protein catabolic process. Gene Ontology annotation, cellular component: SCF ubiquitin ligase complex. The transcript has 8 exons. The record is from RefSeq and is a predicted model, not a curated record. NCBI's taxonomy places the organism in Eukaryota, Ciliophora, Oligohymenophorea, Hymenostomatida.
AUGUAUGAUGUAAAUAAGAACUUUUCGAUUUCCGAAACUGUGAACAGAAACAUAGAAAAACACUAAUUUCCUUCUUUUAGAAACCAUAAAUCAUUAAUAGGAUGGUGUUCAAUGAAUUAUCCACGUGUUCUAAAAAAUCCAUUAUAUAUGCCAACGCCUUAACCAAGAGAAGAUCCAACUCAUUUAGAUUAUUUAUAUCAAGUAAGAAUGAAAUAAGAUAUUGAGACAAAAUUUAUAAUAAAGAAACCUUUUUAAAAUCUAAAAAAAAUAAAUAAACCUAUAAUUGAAGAAAAAAUAGGAGUACCUCCUGAUGGUUUUAAAAAUUCCAAUUUAAGUUUAACAACGGUAAAAAGAGAUGCAAGAUAAAAAAUAAUUGAAGAAACAAAUUAAAAUGUUCAAUAGUAUAGUAAUUUUUUACCUAUUUCUGCAGAAAUUCCAUUGUCUAACUUUGAUUAAAAUUUCAGUAGAAAAAUAAGAUAAAUAGGAGAUAUAGUAUUUGAACCUACAUACGAAUCUGAGGAAAUUCGUCAUUUAAAAAAACUACCAAAUUAUGUUUUAACAGAAUAAAAUUUAAUGGAAAUUCUUAAUAGUUAACUUUUAUAUCUUAAUUUAUAAAAUCAUACUUGGAUAUAAAAUGAUUUAUUAAAUAAAAUUGGUUAUUUUGCUAUAAACUUAGAAGAAAUAAAUCUCUCAGGAACUGAAAUUACUGAUGAUAUAUUAUAUGAAAUAGGUGUCUCUUGUGAAAAACUUUAAUCUAUAGAUGUUAGUAAUUGUAAAAAACUCACUUAAAACGGGAUCAAAAAAUUCCUUUCUCAUAAAAAUAAAAUUAUAAAAUUUUUUGCAGCUCAUAAUGAUGAAUCAGUUAAUGAUAUUUCUCUUGAACCUUUGAAGAACGCUAAAAAACUCGAAAAAUUAAAUAUUUCAUUUAAUUUUUAAAUUUCUAAUUAAACUAUAGAUUAUUUAAUUUAAGCAGGCUAAAAGUUUAAAGAACUAUUGUUAUCAAAUCUCGAAAAAAUAAAUGGAGAUAAAUUAAGUAUUGUAUUAGAUAAUUCAGCUGAUAACUUGUAAUAUUUAGACGUUUCAUUUAUGCCAUAACAAGAAAUAAACAAAAAUAUAAUGGAUAAAAUAGGAAAUUGCCGAAAACUUUAAUAAUUAGUAUUAACAGGUUCGAUAAAUAUAGACGAUAAUGGAAUAUAUGGAUUAAUAUCAGGUUAAUAAAAUGUUAAAAAAAUACCUAUUUUUUAACAUCUAUAAAUACUAAAGCUUGGUGGUUUAAAGCAUUUAACAAAUGGAUCUCUUAUUAAAUUAUUUUAAAUAACUCCUAAUUUAUAAUUUUUAGAAUUAAACAAUUUAGAAAGUAUAACUUAAGAAUGUAUUAAUUCACUUAUUAAGUUUGUUCCUAAAUUAGAAAGAGUUUUCUUGAAUUUCACUCCUGCUAUUACUGAUGCCGAAUUAUAAGAAUUUAAAACUACUAAUCCUCAUAUUAACUUUUUGAGAAAUAUUAAUAAAUAAACAGAUCCAAAAGACGAUGGACUUAGAAUGGAUUUCCCUUUGGUAAAUAUGAAAAAACCUAAAAAGAAGAAAAAGAAAAAAAAAUGA